CUUCUCAAACAAUGGCGCGCGAUGGGAACAUUAACCUAUAUGCAUAGUUGACUCGAUCCAAUAAUCAUUCUUCAUAUAUAAUUUAUAAUACAUAACCCAUUGAUAUUUCUUGGCAAUGUUCUUACAGCCAGCAAGGAAUUGUAUUGAACCUCCUAAGUUCAUGGCGGAUGUCGGCACCAAGUUCUUCUAUAUAAGUGUACUUAAUCUCUUGUGCAUUUUGCAUCAAUACAUCUCCAAUAUAACAUCAACUAACUUCUUUCUUGGUAUAUACCAUUCUGCGUGAUCAUGAUGAUGAGUUCCAACAAGUUCUUCACCACAUUCUUGCUUCUUUCUCUUUCGAUGUUCGUCCUCUCUCACAUUUCCAACGGACAAGGUCCUCAUCAUCAUGACCAGCAACAGAAGAAUCCUGUUGCUGGUCAUGGUCGCGAUCAUCAUCAGGAUGAUGAGGGUAAAGGACGUGGACACGAUGAUCAUGAUGACCAUAAAGGAAAUGGAAAGCCGAAGGAUGACGAUCACCCGCCUCCACACGUCAAGGGAUGUCCCCAGCUCGAAACAAUUGCUAGGAACAUCACUUGGACUAGGGUUGCGGCUGACCCUACCUUGGCACCCAAGUUACUCAGGCUCCACUUUCACGACUGCUUUGUUAGGGGUUGCGAUGCAUCGAUACUAUUGGAUUCGACCGCGAGCAAUUCAGCCGAGAAGGAUGCCAUUCCGAACCAAACGGUGGCUGGUUAUGAGGUUGUCGACGAGAUCAAGGCAAGACUAGAAGUGGUUUGCCCAUCAAGUGUUUCUUGUGCUGACAUUGUUGCCCUGGCUGCAAGAGAUGCUGUUUCCUUCCAGUUCAAAAGGCCAAUGUGGCCUGUUUCCAUUGGAAGGAAAGAUGGCAGAGUGUCUUCAUCCUCUGAAGCUUCAUCAAAUUUGCCAUCUCCUUUUUCCAACUUCACCACCUUGCUCCAAGAAUUCAAGAACAAAGGGCUGGAUCUUCAGGAUCUCGUCGCCUUAUCAGGGGCGCACACGAUCGGGGUGGGUCAUUGUGGCUUGAUAUCCGACAGGUUGUUCAACUUCACGGGCGUGGGUGACACCGACCCAUCGAUCGCGAGGGCCUACGCGAGCCUGCUCAGGGCGAAAUGUUCGAACCUUGGAGCCAACAACGUCGACCCUGCCAUCGAGAUGGACCCGGGUAGUGGCAGCUCGUUUGACACGCAUUACUACACGGCUCUAAGACAGAACCAGGGGCUGUUCGAGUCCGACGCGGCUCUGCUGACCGACCAGCGAUCGGCUCGAAUGAGUCGGGCGUUCGAGACCAACAGGGAGCUUUUCUUUGUGGCCUUUGGUCAGUCGAUGGUGAAGAUGGGCGCCAUUGGUGGAGUUGGUGCGGGAGAGAUUAGGAGGAACUGUCACGUUAUCAAUUAAAUGGGAUGAUGAUGAUGAUGUUUGGAGAUGUUACAUUGCCCAUUAGGCAUGGUAUAUUGACAAAUUAAUAUUGGGGGGUGAUUUUGCGCUCAAAGAUGGCGCCUUUUUUCUCUUAAUUCCUUGCAUUUAAUCACUUAAAUUACUAUCUUUUUAAGUGAUAGUCUUAUUUUGAACUGAAAAGUUUAUGCUUGAAUGUGGAGAGCAAUAUAAAAAUUAUAAGUUAUACAAUUGGUUACUCGGUUUUAUCAUACUAUUUCAUUAUUGUCACAUAUAAAUUUUUCUUUUUUUUAUUAGUCACUCAUUUUAAAAAUCUUUUUCAUCGUUAGUCAUUUUUAUUGUCAAAUUCCAUUAUUAACACCAUUAGUUCUUCGAUGAUGUGGCUGGUAGAGAGCCGAGUUGGCUGACAGAUUGUUGAGUCACUCACACUUUAGACCAUCUCCAUCCCUGUAAUCAAUAAGCAAUUUUUAA
Messenger RNA from Linum trigynum, 1881 nucleotides. Lineage: Eukaryota; Viridiplantae; Streptophyta; Magnoliopsida; Malpighiales; Linaceae. The record is from the annotation of a GenBank genome assembly.